AUGCGUUCGAGAAGUGAUUCCGGUGUACGUUUGGAUUGUUUGAUGCAUCUUGUCGAGCAAACCAUUCUAAAAUAUCAAAAUCCUAUCACCGGCUUAUUCACCAAUAACAUAGAGGAUUCUCCUGAUCAUGCUUGGGUGCGUGAUAAUUUAUAUGCAACACAUGCAAUAUGGGCAAUGUAUCGAGCAUAUCAAAAAAGUGCUGAUGUAGACGAAGAUCUCGCUAAAGCAAACGAAUUGGGGUUAACUUGCGUGAAAACUAUGCAAUCAUUGCUGGAAUGUAUGAUGCGUCAAUCGAACAAGGUUGAACAGUUCAAGUUAUAUCAACGCAAAAAUGAUGCCCUUCAUGCGAAAUAUUCAGCAAAAACAAAGAGCACCGUUGUUGGCGAUUACGAAUGGGGACAUUUACAGAUUGAUGCUAUAUCAUUAUUUCUGUUAACAUUAGCCCAACUAACAGCAUCAGGAUUACAAAUUGUUCGAAAUUUUGACGAAGUUGCUUUUGUACAAAAUUUGGUGUAUUACAUUGAAGCAGGUUAUCGAACACCGGAUUAUGGUGUUUGGGAGCGUGGUGAUAAAACUAAUCAAGGGAUACGGGAACUGAAUUCCAGCAGUGUUGGUAUGGUAAAAGCUGCAUUGCAAGCUCUCAAUGAUGUUGGCGAUUUGUUUGGAGAUGGCUCAAAAGGAUCUGUUAUUCAUGUAUUACCGGAUCAAAUCCAGCAGUGUUCAGCUUUGUUGACAUCGAUGUUACCACGUGAAUCAUUUUCCAAAGAAACUGAUUUGGCGCUUCUGAGUAUCAUUUCAUACCCGGCAUUUGCUGUGGAAGAGCAAAGUUUGAUUCAGCUUACACGUCAAACAAUCAUUAAUACACUGCUUGGUCGUUACGGUUGUCGACGUUUUCUGCGUGAUGGUUACAAAACACCACUAGAGGAUCCAUCUCGACUGCAUUACAAUAAUUCCGAAUUGCAACAAUUUGAAGAUGUAGAAUGUGAGUGGCCGUUAUCAAUUUGUUUUCUUAUGCUGGAUGCUGUGUUUUCCCGUGAUGAUGUUAUGGUUGAACAUUACUGGACAAUUAUGGAAAAUGUUUGA
Messenger RNA from Acanthocheilonema viteae, 1083 nucleotides. The record is from the annotation of a GenBank genome assembly. NCBI's taxonomy places the organism in Eukaryota, Metazoa, Nematoda, Chromadorea, Rhabditida, Onchocercidae.